This is a messenger RNA of Hydractinia symbiolongicarpus, 3412 nucleotides long. RefSeq lists its product as uncharacterized. The record is from RefSeq and is a predicted model, not a curated record. Lineage: Eukaryota; Metazoa; Cnidaria; Hydrozoa; Anthoathecata; Hydractiniidae. The coding region runs from base 387 to 2789 and encodes 800 amino acids. The transcript is spliced from 9 exons.
UAAUUGCUUGAGGCUAUUUAAAUGAAGAUAAUAGGCUUGAUCUAUAUCCUGUGAAUAUAUAUAUAUAAAUAUAACAACGAUUGUUAAAUGUUAUUAUUGUAUAUAAUAUUCCCUUUAUAUUUUUAUGUUUUUUACUAUUGUUUUGUUGAUUUUCUUUUUUUUUUCUUGAUUCAUUUCCCCCACCUUUUUCUCUCUUAUAUUUUAUUUUCAUUUUAUCUAUUUUAAAAAUACAUCUAGGGAUAUAUUGUGUAUUUCUUAUCCUAAUAAUAUUGUUUGGAGCUAGGCGUUAAAGACGAAGAUAAUGAAUGACAGAUCAGCAACUUUAAUUUGUAAAAAAUAAAGUUCAAAUUAUUUUAUUAUAAAUAAUUAACUAAUGCCACACAAUCAUGCGGUCAGAUUCGAAGAAGGAGAUAGUCAAGUAUGAAGGCGAAUCUGGUUCGAUUGAGGGUUUACCUCGAGCCGGUUACCGUGGAAAUUCGGAGAAGUCUGUGGAUAAGAAGUAUAUAUUUUUAAUAGUGCUUGCUUUGAUUCUACUGAUAAUCGGAAUUGCAUUGAUUGUUCUGGCAAACAAGAAAUCAGAAAAAGUAUGUGCAACGAACACUGAAAAAAAGUACGACAUUUGUGGGUAUUCGAACGAAGCUAAGCGUGUUAAAUUUGGCGAGUUUAUUUUAAAAAUGAAGAGGGAUUACCAUGACAUUUUCCGAGAAGAAAUUGCGUGGGACCCUGCUGCAACAGAAAAAGACAUCAAAGAGAAGUUUAAAGCCCAUGAUCCAAGUCCUGAAAAUAUUAAAAGGAUUACUGAACGUGCUAAAAAACUAUUACAGGAAGCAAAUGAUUUGAAUCCCGAUCUUUCGAAAUUAAAACCAAGAGAACACAAGGCCUACCUCCAAACAAAACAUUUCCUCGAAAAUACUUUCGCUUUCUCCUAUCUCAACUACACUGCAGGCUUGUGGUUAAUGGGGCCAAGUGGUUUUUGUGCUGAACCUAUUUGCCACAUAGCCUAUGGUAUUUACAACUCGAUUGGAACAAUAAAACCACAAAACAAAGCUGAUGUCGAUAGAAUUAUGUCACACUUUAAGGAUUAUAAUGCCUCCAUUUACAAUUAUAUUGGUGUUUUAAAAAUGGGUAUACAAAAAGGUAUGGUUAGAACGAUGGUAGAAUGCACAGCUGGAAUUGAUGCUAUGAAAAGCAAACAUCCAAACAUUACAAAGAACGGCGCAAAAGGAAUAUCAGGUGAAUGGUAUGCAUCAAGUUUCUUCGAAUUGUCUUUUUAUGAGAACAUAUCCACUGAAGUGGAUGAAGAGAUCAAAAACGAACAUGGAAAAAAUAUCAGUAACUACAUCCAAUCAUCCAUUGAACUUUACAUUGGACAAGCUGUGGAACGUUUGUUGAAGUAUCUAGAGUUUGAGCAUUAUCUAUAUUGUCGUCCGAACAAUGACAGUUCUGGCGGAGGUUUGUCUGCGUUACCAAUAGAUGUCAUUUACUACAAUGGUAGUGUUAUCAGUGGUUCGAAAACUGAUCCUUUCUUACCCAACUGUACUGAUCCUGAAUGUCGUUUGGACGGAAAGAAGGCGUAUGCUGCAAUUUUGGGAUAUUUCACCACCAAGAACAUCCAUCCAAAUAAUGUGCAUCAAUUGGGAUGGGAAAAUCUUCGCAAACUGUAUCCACAGGUGAUUGAAAUCGCAAAGAAUGUUACGAAUCUAGCCAACGAAACAGCAGCUGUCGAUGCUUUCAAGUUAAUACUUACGAACUUGUCGAUAAGUUAUUUUCAUGAUACUCCGUUACCAGAAAACGAAACAAAGGGCGAAGCUUUCACUAAAUGCACGGACGAAGAAAGCGCAAAGAAAUACUGUCCAACAAGAUGGAAGGCUAUGAUGAAGUGGUUCAGUUUUGCUCAAAUGGCAAUGAGUAUUCAUGAUCCGAACACGGUUGAUUUCUUCUACUUCACUGGGGUACGACACAGCACUCCCAAUUGUCCAGUAAAGUUGCGUCCUGAUUUCAUUCCUUCCAGUGGAGCGCAAAGUUACGAUAAUUCUGACAUAAAUUGUACUAAGCCUUGCCACUACAAUAUUCCAUUUUUCUUGGAACAUCUAGGACCUAAAUUUUCUGAAUAUUCCGUUAAUGCGCACGAAGCAAGACCUGGUCAUCAUACGCAGGUACAAGGGUUAACAGAACAUUUUCGUGAUAAAUGUGGAGGUCCUGAAGCUUGGCUAGAUGACAAAACGUACUAUACUGCUUUUACAGAAGGGUGGGCGUUGUAUGCAGAAAACCCACUUAUUGCGCAAGGAACAAAAAUUUAUGACGAUAAUCCAAUGCAGAAGUUUGGAAUGUUAAAGUGGCAGAUAUGGCGAGCACUUCGUCUAAUUGUUGAUACCGGCUUGCAUUACAGAAACAUGUCUCGUCAGGAAGCUCUAGAAUUAUUCGAAAAGUACGCAUGGGACAACACCGACUUGAGCAAGAAAGAAGUAACUCGUUAUCAAAGUAACUAUGGGCAAGCCACAGCUUAUAUGAUUGGCCAGUUAGAUAUUUGGUCGCUACGCAACAAUACGGAGAAAAAGCUUGGCGACAAUUUUAGCAUGAAAGAAUUUCACUUACAAACACUCUCACAGGGUUCCUCACCUUUAGCGUAUUUGGCGAGUUACAUUAAUAAAUAUAUCGAGUGUAAAAAUAAUCCGACUCAACAAUAUUGCGAUAUUGUUUUGAACCCAACACAAGCUGCACAAUCCCAACCACAGUCGUCUGUGAAGAACAAAGAGAUCAGAUGGCCGACGCACCGACAUUAUAUUUAAAUAUAUAAAUUAGUUUCUUAGGCAGUUUGUUUCUCAUAUAUUCUUGUUGGACAACUUCAUAAGACAACAAGUGUUUUCGCAAAAAAGUUGUUUAUAAACUUGAACUUACAAAGUGGAAACAAAAACUGUAUAAAAUGAUUAUGGUUACUUAUUUUUUUCCGCUUUAAGAUUUCUGUGUACUUUUUUUUUCUAAAACCUUCUCAUAGGCGCUUUGUCUAGAGAAGACUUUGUGUUUCAUGUAACAGACAAGCUGUAUUCCCUAUAAAAUAUAAUUUCCAGCAAACAUGCAGAUAUAACAGCCAAAAACUACAGGCGGAACACCAACUAUGUUAAUGCGGAACACCAAUCAUGUUAAUGUUGUUGUUUUUGUUGUUUUAAUUUCUAUAGAAAUGAUGUACAUUUUGAAGUUUUGUUAGAUUUAACGUUGUAAUGAUGGAAGGGUACUCCUUCUUUAGUUUAGAAAAAUCUUUAUUUUAUUUUUGGUCUUAAAUAUAUGUAAAUUUUAUCUAAAUUUAAAAGAUGACCCGUUCUUGUAACGUAAAAAGCGUACAGAUAUAUUAGAUUUUUGUUUAUUUUAUUUUUGUAUGUUAUUAAAUGAUAACUAUGUUGGAUUCCUGAUCCAA